CAUGAAAACCUCCUAUCCUGUGUUACUGAAUCUUUUUAGAUUUCAGUAUAGGUUAAUAACUAAUUCCUGUCCAUUAAGCGUUCAAGAGCAGAAUAAAGAAGCUUCAACGGUAAACCGAUUGUACAGAUUGUAUUGUACUCCAGCAAUAAGUGAUGUCACAUCAAAAAAAAUUGAAAGCGUAGUUGGAUUACAAAUCGGUCUCAGUUAUGUGAGUUGGGCGCGAAUUGAAACCAAAACAAAUUUCCUUUCUCAUCUGAAUUUCCUAAGUUUACCAGUUGACAUGAAUAAAAUGGAACUUCAUCAAAUUUAUACUGUGGCUCAUAAAACUUUAAACACUAUACCGUCAGCUGAUUGUUACGUAAUGGAAAAUCUGCCGAAGAUUGUAUCAGCAUCGAGUGGGAAAUUACAAUUGACUUUACAAGCUACUCGUAUGCAGUUGAUCUCGAUGUUGGUUGCGAUGCUUAAUAUGAAAUCGGAUGAAAGCUAUCAACCUGUGAUGUUCAUUAAACCACGUGUAACUGCAAGAUUGUUUAAUUUAUUAAUUGGUUCAGAAACAGUUUCCUCGCACGGAGUUAUAUCCAAGUUAUUAGUUGAAUCUUCCAUGAAGCCAUUCACACCCAUUACAUGUUGUCCUGAUGCUCUUAAGUUUUACAACCAAUCUCAAAACGUCGACAAAGAAAUAUUAGGGCAAGCUUUUCUUGUUACUGUUAGUUUUGCAGAACUGAUGCUUUAUAAAAAUCAAGAAUGCUACAAAAUAUUAUUGGGCGAUUCGAAAAAAAACCUGUUGUGUAAUUUUUCCAUAUUUUCUGUGAUAAUAAGCAUAAUUUAAAAAGUUUAAGAAUCUUAUAUGUAAUUAUGUAUUACAUUUUUAAAAUUGAAAUUGAGUAAGUAUUUGUUUCCAUUCGACCUGAGUGAUGAAAUAUGUAUUUGAGUUCAGUUCAAGAUUUUUGACUUGUAUGGAAUGUGCUGGUGGUGACAACAAUACGUAUUAGAACUUCAAAAUCUGGUGUGUAAUUUUUUUGAGUAAUAUGCCAACUGUAUUUUGUAAAAAUGGCUUGCAAGUUUCAAUAUAAAAAUCUCAAAGUACUUAUUGCAAUUAUUUGCAAACGAAUUAAUACCCAAAAGAAAAUCAAUUCGUGCAAUGUCUCAAUACUUAAUAGGUUAUAGAAAUUUUGAAAAAGAUGGCGCUUCUAACUUGCCUUUUUUAUUCUACUUAAUAUCUUUGUUUUGAUUGUUGAUCAUUGAAUAAAGCUUAAUAUGUACUUUG
This is a messenger RNA of Planococcus citri (citrus mealybug), 1267 nucleotides long. RefSeq lists its product as uncharacterized. Gene Ontology annotation, cellular component: mitochondrial nucleoid. Gene Ontology annotation, molecular function: DNA polymerase processivity factor activity. The record is from RefSeq and is a predicted model, not a curated record. The coding region runs from base 2 to 829 and encodes 275 amino acids. The transcript is spliced from 4 exons. Gene Ontology annotation, biological process: transcription elongation by mitochondrial RNA polymerase; mitochondrial transcription. Lineage: Eukaryota; Metazoa; Arthropoda; Insecta; Hemiptera; Pseudococcidae.